CCUGUCCGCCGCCGGGGGGGAUACAUAGCCUGCAAGGGCAACUACGCCGCUCCAAUGGGAGAAUGCUACGCGGCUCUCUGGGGAAUCAGUCACUUUCGCGCUUACCUGUACGGGCGGAAGUUCACCUUGGUAACCGAUCAUGAGCCCCUGUUGGCUCUGAAGAAAUCGAAGGAUUACUCUGGCAUGAUCGGGCGAUGGGCAACGGUGCUGCAGAGCAUGGACUUCGACAUUCGUCAUCGGAAGCACGAGAAACACGGGAACGCGUACGGACUGACACGAUUGCACCGGCCUGAGAAAGUUCCGAAGAGUGAGGAGGUUACGUGGACGCAGACACGAAAGCAUCCUGCGUGGAUCGAAAAUUUGGAGCUGCUGAUCAUACAAGCUUGGAAGACCAACAUGGAGGGCGAUCUUCUCGGCUUUCUCUUUGGAUCGGUACGGCCGGGCCGCCGCCAGUUGAUUGUGCAGGAGCUCAUCGCGCUGAUUGUCCAGUUAACGGACGAUCCCUCGCCCGAUAUCUUCUCGCAAAGUGACAGCCCUGCCCCACACGUCCUCACGCGGUCGUUGGAUCCAUACCUUCAGUGGACUGCGUGCUUGGAGGAGCCCAGGGACCCAGAUAUGCUACCAUCACGACAGGAGUAUCUGAAGCCUUACGACAUCAUCCCUCACACCUUUUAUCCAAAGGCGGAGGAAGUGGUGAUCGACGACGACGAAGAAGACGACGACGAGGAAACGUCGGAGGAGGGAAGCUAUAGCGAGUAUAGCGAGGGGGAGCUGAGUGAAGAAGAAGAAGAGGAGGAAGCAACGCGCACGGGCACGGUGGCGGAAGACCCUGAGGCUACGUGUAGGCGAGAAGAGAUUGCCGCCGGGAAACGCCAGCUAGAAUUCGCCAGCGGAGCAAGUCAGCGCAUCGGUGACGAUUCGACCAGGGAUCCGGAACCGCCAAAGCCCGGAGAUGGCAACCCCGCAGCCGCCGCCUUAAGUACCACGCGACGGAGACGGAGCAGAUCCCCCUCCUCGUCCAGCCCCACCCGUCCCCCAGUUCGUGCACGUACCGAUGCGGGUGAUAGGCCUUCGUCCUCGGAUGUUAUCCCGCCGCCCCCUUGAUUUCCUCACCCUCGAACAGAUCCACACCCCCGU
Molecule: messenger RNA, 1137 nt
Organism: Chara braunii
Lineage: Eukaryota; Viridiplantae; Streptophyta; Charophyceae; Charales; Characeae
Source: the annotation of a GenBank genome assembly